AUGUCUUAUACGCCCAUUCUUGAGCCGCGGGACCCUAGGGACGAUCUCAAAUCCUUAGCCCAGAGUUCCUCACACUCGCAUUCCCCAGGGCAAUCAUAUGAACCAGCACCAUUUGGCCAGCCGGCUAUUGGACCACCUAUGGGACUGCUACAGCGAUCAAUGUCUAGAUUCAGCGCUAAUGGUGUCUCUAAUGGCAUUUACAGUGGCGAUCAAUCUGCCCGCAAACCCUCCAUCGACCAGGAAUCGGUCGUAGAUUCAGUUACAACCCAAGAUCCGGGCUACCACCCCAUAGACCAGCCACCACGGCACGAGAAGCAACCCUCAAGCUCAACAGGCCAAACUUUUGACCAGCGAUCUAUCAGCACCCUCUCUCUGGAUCAAGUGUCUAUCGGAAACCAAUCGCUAGGCCACCAUUCUAUAGGCGGGCUAACACCUCGCCAUCUCUCAUCGCCUUCACCCACCCACGAGGUCUACUCGUCUGGCUCGAACAGAUCUCUACGAACCAACUUUGAACUUCCAGUUCUUCAACAGAGGAAUCCAAAUGAGGGCUCCGAGAAAUUCCACCCAAUCAUUGAAGAAGAUGACGAAAUAUCUUUUGAUCUAGUCGCUCCCUACGAGGGCGAUGCCGCCCCAUUUCAUACCCUGGAGCAACAGGCGGACAUCAUGUUUUGCUCAGACCAUAUGCUAGCGAUCCUGAACAAUCCGCGGUACCUCGCGCAGUUCCGUGAGUUCCUCGCCCAGGAACGUCCAGGGUCAUUUUCGACCCUGACUUAUUACCUGAAUGCUUCCAAGGCUCUCAAGGCAAUUGAAUAUGCCAAUGCGCUCGUGCGUUUGGCAGUUGAUGUGCCUACAUUGGGUAUUGAAACUGCAGAUUACCCUGUUGGCCGGACUAUAAAUCUGGCCCUUGAACGGCGCGUGCAGGCAGCACUGAAUGCGUUGACUGCAGAGGAGUUGCCUGCUUUCAUUACUUCUACCUGUAUAAAUAUCACUGGAAAGGUAGUCGAGGAGCGUGUGCGUGGAACCUUGCCGGAUAGGUUUCAGGGAACGGCAGAUGCACUGGCUGAGGUAUUCUGUCUGACUGAUCCAUCGCGGCCAGACAACCCUAUUAUCUUUGCUUCUGGCGAAUUCCACCGCACCACACAAUAUGGCAUGGACUACGUUCUAGGACGAAACUGUCGAUUCUUGCAAGGACCAAAGACAAAUCCCAACAGUGUUCGACGAAUCCGAGAAGCUCUCAAAGCCGGUCGACCCCACUCCGAGCUUUUCCUGAACUAUCGCCGCGAUGGCUCGCCCUUCAUGAACCUCCUCCAAAUGGCUCCGCUCUGUGACAGCCGCGGUAAUAUUCGCUACUUCAUCGGCGCUCAGGUCGACGUCUCCGGACUCGCAAUGGAAGGCGCCCAGAUGGAAUCCCUGCAAACCCUACAAGCGCAAAAAGAAAACCGUGAAACAGACGAGCUAAUAAUCAAAGAAUCAAAGGGCGAGUUCCAAGAGCUUGGCGAACUCUUUAGUCCGCGCGAGCUACAGAACAUACGAGAACACGGUGGAAACCUUUUCCAGCCGAUUGUCAACGAAGAUCCCACUCAUCGUCUAUUCCUACAAGACUCUGACACCGAGAGCGAGAUUCAUACCCCAUACAAAGGGCCACACAGCCUUACACUAGGCACAGCUCCCUGUAUUUCCUUGACUGGUGUCUACAAACACUACCUCCUCGUCCGACCCUAUCCCUCGCUCCGGAUUCUCUUCACCUCUCCCUCUCUCCAAAUUCCAGGCAUGCUCCAAUCAUCAUUCCUAAACCGCAUCGGCGAGACAGGCACGAAACGCGAUAGUAUCAUCAACGCCAUGGUGGCAGGGCGAAGUGUCACAGCUCGUAUCAAGUGGAUGACCAAAUUCAAUGACCAGGGUCGUAAUCGCUGGAUUCACUGUACACCGUUGUUGGCGAAUAAUGGUCAGAUUGGUGUGUGGAUGGUUGUUGUUAUUGAUGAUGAGGAGGAAUAUUCGGUUAGAUGGCAGGGAAAUUGGCCGACUACUCAGUAA
Molecule: messenger RNA, 2034 nt
Organism: Penicillium vulpinum
Lineage: Eukaryota; Fungi; Ascomycota; Eurotiomycetes; Eurotiales; Aspergillaceae
Product: PAS-associated C-terminal
Exons: 5
Coding region: 1-2034 (677 amino acids)
Cellular component (GO): nucleus
Source: RefSeq, a predicted model, not a curated record